Molecule: messenger RNA, 1209 nt
Organism: Bombina bombina (fire-bellied toad)
Lineage: Eukaryota; Metazoa; Chordata; Amphibia; Anura; Bombinatoridae
Product: gap junction alpha-2 protein-like
Exons: 1
Coding region: 1-1209 (402 amino acids)
Biological process (GO): cell communication
Cellular component (GO): connexin complex
Source: RefSeq, a predicted model, not a curated record
AUGGCAGAAUGGGAUUUGCUACGGGUAUUACUAGACGAAGUUCAAGAUUACUCCACGCUUACAGGGAAAGUUUGGAUGACUGUGCUCUUCGUCUUCAGGAUUUCUGUCCUAAGCCUUGCUGGGGAGUCAGUAUGGGGAGAUGAGCAGUCCGAUUUUGUCUGUAACACUGAGCAGCCAGGCUGUACCAACGUCUGCUAUGACAAGGCCUUUCCCAUUUCACAUGUUCGUUACUGGGUGCUCCAGUUCCUCAUUGUCAGCACCCCUACAUUAUUGUAUCUGGGUCAUGUAAUCUACUUAACCAGAAGAAGGGAGAAGCAGAAUGCCCUCAUGGUGGCACAACAAUCAAGCAAGGAAAAAGAGGAGGAAAAUCCACAACGCAAGGAACCCAUUCGUCUUGUGAAGAUCCAAGGAGUCCUUUGGUACACCUACACUGCUAGUGUGAUUUGCAAGACCAUCUUUGAAACAGGAUUCAUAGUUGGUCAGUGGUACCUCUAUGGAUUUAUGAUGCCGGCAGUCUUUGUGUGUCAGCGAAAACCUUGUCCACAUAAAGUGGAUUGCUUUGUGUCACGACCCAUGGAGAAAACAAUCUUCAUUUUGUUUAUGCUCAUAAUGUCUCUAAUCUCUCUUUUGCUCAACCUUCUGGAGUUAAUGCAUCUCUUUGUCAAGUCAUGCUAUGCAUCUAAAAAGCAAGGCUCAUCAUAUUCUACAGCUGUCUUCCAAGAGAUGCUGCUGUCCCCACAAGAAUCCAACUCUGACCCUACAUCCAGAAACAAUGAAACAGAGCUUCCCAAAUACAAUAAAUCAUCUAAUGAGCAAAAAUGGCCACAUAUUCCAUCGGAUCAGGAUCACAUCAGUCACUAUACAAAAGCAGAGCAACAUUCUGUCUCCCUAGAGACACUGAGGUCCCCACAGGAAUCCUACUUCCACCUGUCAUCUAGGGGUUCUGGCACAGAACUUCCUGAAUACCGUAAAUCAUCUUCUGUGCAAACAUGUCCGCGUAUUUCAUUGGAGCAGAAGAACAGUCGCUUUAUCAAAGCAAAAGCACCACCUAUUCCAUUGGAUCAGAAGUACAAUAGUCAACAUAUCAAAGCAGUGGCUCCUUCUGUCUGCCAGUCAGAAGACAGCCUAACUGUGGUGGGUUGUGGUUCACCAGGUCGAGUAAGCAACCAGAGCUCAAUUACUGUCAAGUCUUCAAAGUCAUAUGUGUGA